CAUCAUUGAAGUCACCAGAAUACGAGUAAACUAGGUGCUUCGUCUGCUUACAAGUUAUGAUGCUGUGCCUGAAAGCCAAGCCUUUCUGCUCUCCGUGUUCUCUCACUUUCUCGCUCUCCAAACACUUCCGUCGUCUCACUUCUCCUCCUUCGUUCAAACCCUAUUCUCAUUCCUCGCCGUCCACCGGAUCUUCCAUCAAGAUGUCCUCCUUCCAAACUGUCGAGCAUAUUGUUCUGUUCAAGGUCAAGGACGAUGCUGACCCGUCAAAGGUCAACGCCAUGGUCAGUGGACUCAGUGCUCUCGUCUCCCUCGACCAGGUCCGCCAUCUCAUGGUGGGGCCACUGCUGCGCAACCGAUCCUCCGCCCUCACUUUCACUCACAUGCUCCAUAGUCGCUACGACACCAAAGAUGACCUAAAUGCGUAUUCGGCGCAUCCCAGCCAUCUCAGCGUCGUCAGAGGAUCUGUGCUUCCCAUCUGCGAUGACAUCAUGGCCGUUGAUUGGGUCGCCCACGACCUGGAGGGCGAUCUUUCUCCGCCACCAGGCUCCGCAAUGAGAGUGAGCUUCUUGAAGCUCAAGGAAGAUUUGGGCGAUGAAAUUAAGAAUGAGGUUUUGGGGGUUAUUGGUGAAAUUAAAGAUAAAUUCGGGCAAAUUAGUCAGCUCAGCUACGGGGAAAAUUUCUCACCUGCGAGAGCUAAAGGGUUCUCGCUCGCGUCGCUUGCCGUUUUUAACGGACAGGCCGACUUGGAUGCCGUGGAUUCAAAUGAGGACUUGGUGAACCAUCAAAAGGAUAAGGUUAGGGAGCAUCUGGACAGUGUAGUUGUCGUUGAUUAUUUGGUGCCGUCACCACAAACUCGGCCUGCGAGCCUUUGAUGAGGUUAUGUUAUGUAAUGCCAUUUUACUUGGUCUAUGUUUAGACGUUUUUUAACUAAUUGAAUUGAAUAAGCCGUCAGUGUUCAAUUAUUGUGCUGUGUAGAACAGUGUGAACUGAAACUACAGCUUUCAAGUGUUGUCUUCACUUAGACCUUCAAAUUUCUACUUUUCUGGUUCCCUUUUCUCAAGUGUGUA
Messenger RNA from Prosopis cineraria, 1067 nucleotides. Its product is annotated as stress-response A/B barrel domain-containing protein UP3-like. The record is from RefSeq and is a predicted model, not a curated record. The transcript has a single exon. NCBI's taxonomy places the organism in Eukaryota, Viridiplantae, Streptophyta, Magnoliopsida, Fabales, Fabaceae. The coding region runs from base 57 to 872 and encodes 271 amino acids.